GCGCAGCCAGAGCUGUGGCGCGGCGGGGAGGGGCCGGCCCGCUGGCCCUGGGGAUCUUUAAAUUCUCCUGCUCUUGGGCGGCCUGUGCUCUUACCUGUUUGUCUGCAGCGAGCGCCUCACCGCUCUGCUCUCCCAAGCACUCCAGUCCUCUACUUUAGGUGGGAGAUGCUGUUGCUCGAUUGCAACCCCGAGGUGGAUAGUCUGAGGCAUCUGCUGGAGACCGGGGCCUCCGUCAACGCACCCCCGGAUCCCUGUGAGCAGUCGCCUGUCCACUUGGCCGCAGGUGGAGGCCUUGCUUGCUUUCUUCUCUGGCAGCUGCAGAGCGGCGCUGACCUCAACCAACAGGAUGUUUUUGGAGAAGCUCCACUACACAAGGCAGCAAAAGUUGGAAGCAUGGAAUGCCUCAGCCUGCUUGUAGCCAGUGACGCCCAAAUUGAUUUAUGUAAUAAGAAUGGGCAAACAGCUGAAGAUCUUGCUUGGUCAUGUGGAUUUCCAGAAUGUGGCAAGUUUCUUACAACAAUUAAAUGUAUGCAGACAAUAAAACCAAGUGAACAAUCCAAUAAAGAUCAUUGUGUUCCAGUGCUCAGACAGAAACGAAGUUUUGGAAGUAAAGAAGAUACAAAUGGGAAAAGGAAGUGUUGAUAUAUUGGUUAUGAAGAGGUGUGGAGAAGGUCUUCACUUCAUGCAGAUUUACUGCUCAGCUACAAGCUAUGGCUUUUGGCUCAUCAAGUGUGUCUAAACACCUUCUAAGAAGGAGGAAAACUUUCUUCUAAGGGAAGAUAACAUUCAAGAAUACAUGUAUUUACAUGCCUGUAACAUUCUGGUUGU
Molecule: messenger RNA, 828 nt
Organism: Mesoplodon densirostris (Blainville's beaked whale)
Lineage: Eukaryota; Metazoa; Chordata; Mammalia; Artiodactyla; Ziphiidae
Gene: ANKRD37
Product: ankyrin repeat domain 37
Exons: 5
Coding region: 166-642 (158 amino acids)
Molecular function (GO): protein binding
Source: RefSeq, a predicted model, not a curated record